Messenger RNA from Acaulospora colombiana, 336 nucleotides. Lineage: Eukaryota; Fungi; Glomeromycota; Glomeromycetes; Diversisporales; Acaulosporaceae. The record is from the annotation of a GenBank genome assembly.
GUUGCCCUCUCAAAAAGAUUCUGGUGCAAACAUAGCUAGAUGGAAGUUUGACAAUAGAAAAGAGAGGAAACUAGAGGAACGUGUCUACAAGGGCAUUCCAGACCGGUGGAGAACCGCUGCCUGGUACACACUCAUGGAGAGAAUGGCCAGCUCAUAUACGUUUGACGCCGCUGUACAAGCGAGGAAAAGUGGCCAGGAUUUCAAGAGAAUCGAACAAUUACAAAUUGAUUACCGAGAAGCUAUCGAUCUACCAUCGACCUUUGAUAUCCAAAUCGAUUUAGAUGUCCCGAGAACCAUCAGUGGACACGUGAUGUUCAAAACUCGUUAUGGCAUGGG